GCGGGCUGGCAGUCCCCCACCCCCCUCCUCCCGGGUCAUGUGUCCCGGGCCCGUACGUUGCCAUGGUGACGCGGCCUAUGCGGACGCCCACACUCGGCGCUCCGCGGAUGUGAGCGGGGCCUGGGGCGGAGCAGAGCGGCCCCACAGCGGCAUGAGUCACAGGUACAGCCGGAGGCCCGUCUGCAACACGCUGGAAAUAGAUGGACUGCUGCAAUCUAGCGUGGCCAAUCAUCCACUACCAGACAAAGAAGCAGAGUAUUCAGCUCCCUCUCCCAUCACGAGUGUUGAGGAUUCAGAUUCCAUCUUCAGUGGUGAGUCCAAGAUUUCUGAAGAUACCAGUAGCCAUCUCUUGCUGGCUGAUAUUGGGCAUCCUUGGUCUGCAACGAACAGCUACACCGAAACCAGACUCUCCACAGCCUGCAGCUCUACCUUCUCCUGGGGAAACAAUGAGUUUGAGAAUGCAGCCUCCCAGCAGGUUCAACAAAUGUUCUUUGAGAUCGAUGAACUACUGUUUGAAGAGAAGAGAUGUUUACGUGUGCAGAGGCUGGAGGAGGAAUGUCAGGAAUGGAAACACAGUUUCCCACAUUUUCGAAUUUUGGGUACGCAGAUAGCAGCUCCUGUUAAUGAAGCUUAUGCUUGGUAUCCUGACCCAGAGGAGGUGAGAAGCCCACAGCCAAUGUCCAGUCCAGCUACUGGCACUGCCACGAAUGAACUUUGUCUUGUUGGAAAGAGUGCAACGUUCUCGGGUCUGCCUCUGUGGAAAGGGAGCGACUUCAUGCAGAAGAUUGGCAGGUUUCCCUGGGAAGAGGAAGGAGACGAGUCGGAGGACAGCGUUAUCAUUGCAGAAGGCUUUAUGGAGGAGUAUUUGGCACUUAAUUACAAUGACCAGGAGGAAGAUGGCUCUGAGACAAGGCUGGAUCUGUCCUUGCAGUACGAAGACAGAAGUGGAUUGCCUACAAUCUCUCCAAGUCUCUGCAGAAGGAAUACUAUUGUCACAGAGCUCUUUGAUGAGGUGUGGAUGGAGGUCGUGAGGUGUAUGGAGGUGCUGAUUCGUAAGCAUUGGGAUGCACAUGUUUCAGAUGAAGACGAGAAUGUUUCUUCAGUGGAAGAUGCAGGAUUCAACUCUUUGAACUUCCUUUUGCCACAUGAACCACAGGUUCAACAGACACAUUUUGAUAUGGUACAGAUGAGGCCAAAGGUUUUACGGAUCCAAGGAUUUCCCUGUAAUCAGAGAAGCUCUCCAAUGCCUGAGAAAAUUGAGUGUUUCAGCAAUGAAUGUAUGGCCAGGGAGAUGCUGUCUGCCAUGGAUCUGUCGCAACGGGAUCCAGUUGAGAGGCCUGUCCUGAGACCCUAUUCAAGCAACAACUCUGCAAGCCGAUUUCAUUCCAGCCAUCCGGAGGAACAUGGUAUUUGUUCUGUGUUCCGCCCGGUCCAUUCUGCACAGAGACGCAAUACCCCUCGGAUACUACAUCCAAUACAUUCCAGUCCAUCACGCUCCCGAACUCCAGCUGGAUCUAUCAAUGAAUCAAUUCACGGAACAAGGCUGCAGAGUGCACGGGAUUGCCUGUCUGCCUCCACAUGGUCUCUCAGACACAACACCUUGCUUCCACCGAUCGGCUGCUCCGAUACUCAGCACUCAGCUGCAGCGUCACCUGAACCUCCGCAGAAAACCCAAAUUUAUUCAAACCAAAUUCAGAAUACAGUUAUGGAUGAAGCAAGCCUUCCACCUCCAAAGGACAGAUUCUUGAGUAACAAAUUCUUCACCCGGCCAAAAAGCACACACACAUUUCGGCUCUAGUCUCUGCACAAACUGCCUGGUGGAACAGAAUGAAUGGAAUAGGAUGUUACAGCCACCACUCAGGUGAAGCCUCCCACCACUGCCCUGAAAGCAAGGUUGCUCCCCUCGUCCCAACAUUGGCUGCGUCAGACCCGCUUGAAGAGCAUCACUGGCAGCCACCAAAUGUACAAUGAGCUGCAUCAGGCUGCACACUCUCUCACACUCAAUCUGCCAUUCAUAUUUGACACUUUUUAAAAGCACAUAAUACAGAAAGAGCACAGAAUAAAGUUUGAAACAUGCAGGUGAUGUUAAGAAGGAAGCUGUGAUACCAUUCAAAGAUUUAUAAUCAGUUAUACUUAGGGCCUGAAUACUUUGGUUUUAAUUAAUUUCAAAGCCAUAAAUAACUGUUCCAUACCUCUGAAGGCCAAAUUGAUUUUUAUUUAAAUUCCAGUAUGUUGUGUCAAGAGUGGAGAAUUAGCAAUUGAAUUCACUUUAUUUAUGAAUGUCACAAACAGUUUGUAGGUGGGCAUGUGAAGAGAUGUGUGAACAUACUUCUGAGGUAAUGACCUGGUGGUAUUUUGUAAUAAAGUGAUAUUGGAUAUGCUUGUGUUGCUAUUAUUACAGAAUUAAAAUUACUUGCACUAAAAUAUCAGAUUUUGCCAAACACGACUAGAAAACAGAGUAUAACAAAAUCCUUGCAUGGGUCCCCUGGCGGUCUAGGUGCUGGAGGAUGAAGUGCAGGCCUAGGUUUGCUGCGUCAUCCACAGAUCUAUUGGCCCAGUAUGCAAACUGCAGGGGGUAUGUGAUACUAUUCACGUGGCCUGCACGUCUUUCAUGGGGCUUCAUGAUUACAGAGGUCAGUGCGACAGGCCUGUAGUCAUUAAUACCAGUAAACGGGAGGCCACCAUCGACUCCAUAGUCAAAAAGGCACAACAGAGGAUGUAUGCAGAUGAUACAACGGCGAUUGGCCUCAUCAGCAACAACGAUGAGUCGGCCUAUAGGGAGGAGGUCCAGCCCUAGCAGCAUAGUGUGCUGACAACAACCUGGCCCUUAACUCCAAGAAGACCAAGGAGCUCAUUGUAGACUUCAGGAAGACUAGGGGCGGCACGCACACCCCCAUCCACAUCAACGGGACGGAGGUGGAACGUGUUUCCAGCUUCAGGUUCCUGGGAGUCAACAUCUCCGAUGACCUCUCUUGGACCCACAAUACCUCAACUCUGGUCAAGAAGGCUCACCAGCGUCUCUUCUUCCUGAGGAGACUGAAGAAGGUCCAUCUGUCUCCUCAGAUUCUGGUGAACUUCUACCGCUGCACCAUCAAGAGCAUCCUUACCAACUGUAUCACAGUAUGGUAUGGCAACUGCUCUGUCUCCGACCGGAAAGCAUUGCAGAGGGUGGUGAAAAUUGCCCAACGCAUCACCGGUUCCUCGCUCCCCUCCAUUGAAUCUGUCCAAAGCAAGCGCUGUCUGCAAAGGGCGCUUAGCAUCGCCAAGGACUGCUCUCACCCCAACCAUGGACUGUUUACCCUCCUACCAUCCGGGAGGCGCUAAAGGUCUCUCCGUUGCCGGACCAGCAGGUCCAGGAACAGCUUCUUCCCUGCGGCUGUCACACUACUCAACAAUGUACCUCGGUGACUGCCAAUCACCCCCCCCCCCCGGACACUCCUCCCACAGGAAAAACACUGACUGUAUGCAUGUAAAUAGAUUUAUUUAUUGAAAUCAUACUCUAUGUCGCUCUUCCAGGGAGAUGCUAACUGCAUUUUGUUGUCUCUGUACUGUACACUGACAAUGACAAUUAAAGUUGAAUCUGAAUCUGACUUCCUGCGGCAGUUGAGGAAACACAGUCCAGUUUUAUACUGCCAUCAUAGUCUGGCCUCACGUUCUCCAUCAUGGUCUGCUUUGGCUCAGCCACCAAGCACGACACCUGGAGGCUGUCGCAUAUCGUUCGAUCAUUUGAGAAGGUUGUUGGCUGCAGCCUUUCCCCCAUCGACGAACUGUACACUACACUACAAGGGACAGGAAGCGAGUGGGUAAGAUCAUCUCUGACCCCUCUCACCCUGGCCACAAACUCUUUGAAUCACUUCCCUCUGGAAGGACUGUCAAAGCCAGACAUAAAAACAGCUUUUUUUCCCACGAGCAGUAGCUCUACUCAAUAACCAAAAAUCUGUAGCCUCCUUUUGAUCUGGUAUUUUAUUUCAUUCUUUACGUGUUUAAAUUAUAAUGUUUUAUUUUUAAUUGUCUACUGCAUAUCGUGUUGUUACUUGCGAGCAAAGCAUCAAGACAAAUUCUUUGUAUGCCUACAUUCUUGGCUACUAACAUUUAUUCAAAUUCAAAUUGAGCCAAUUGUUAAAAACUAAAGAAUUCAAAUCGGAAUAACAUCUUAAAAUAUUUAGAACAUAGAACAGUACAGCACAGGAACGGGCCCUUCAGCUCACAAUGUUUGUGCCCAACAUGAUGCCAGUUCUAACUGAUCUCAUCUGCCUGCACUUGAUCCAUAUCCCUCUAUUCCCUGCACUGGCAUAUGCCUGUCUAAAGUUCUCUUUAACAACACUAACAUAUCUGUCUCCACCAGCACCCAGACAAAAUCUUCCAGACUCCCACCAUUCUCUGUGUAAAAAACUUGUCCCACCCAUCUCCAUUAAGUUUUCCUCCUCUCACCUUAUAGCUAUGCUCCCUCGUGAUGGAUAUUUCCACCCCAGGAAAAAGUUUCUGACUGUCUACCCUAUCUAUGCCUCUCAUAAUAUACUUCUAUGAAGUCUCCCCUCAACUUCUGACGUUCCAGAGAAAUUGUUUGAGGGACAUCAAUCGACAAAUAUAAAAUUUGUUUUAUUUUGGGACACGAAACUUACAAAGCUAUAAUUACUGUUUAGGCUGCAAUUAAAAACAUCAUGUUCAGAGCAUUUUCCAGUUAGAUCACCAAUCACUCAUUACAUGGAGAGGUCGAUGAAAUAGUGUACCCUGCCAGGGUCAGAAAAUCACUGCUCUUAGUUUCUGUGUUUUAAUGUGUAGUUAUACACAUAGAACAUAGAACAGUACAGCAGAGGAACAGGCCCUUCGGCCCACAAUGUCUGUGCUGAACAUGAUGCCAAGAUAAACUCUUACCUGCACAUAAUCCAUAUCCCUUCAUAUCCAUGUUUCGCGUCGAGACCCUGUCUAAAGAAGGGUCUCGACCCGGAUCGUCACCCAUUCCUUCUCUCCAGAGAUGCUGCCAGUCCCUCUGAGUUACUCCAGCUUUUUGUGUCUAUGGUUUAAACCAGCAUCUACAGUUCCUUCUUACACUUUAUAUCUAUCAGUUCUCCACUCAACCUCCAGAGGAAGCAAUCUAAGUCUGUCCAACCUCUUCUGGUACUGUAAACCCCUUCUGCACUCUCUCCAAGCCCGAGCUCGACUCCUCCCACAUCCUACAGAACCCUCAAAAACUUCUUCAACUCCUCCCACUUCCUCCAGAUCCAAGGCGUAGCUAUGGGCACUCGCAUGGGCCAUAGCUAUGCCUGCCUCUUUGUAGGGUACGUCGAACAAUCCCUGUUCCAGGUGUACACUGGCCCUAUCCCCGAACUCUUUACCUCCGCUACAUUGACGACUGCAUUGGUGCUACCUCCUGCACCCAUGCAGAAUUCACUGACGUCAUCAACUUCACCACUAAUUUCCAUCCUGUACUCAAAUUCACGGACCAUCUCCGACAUCUCCAUCUC
This is a messenger RNA of Leucoraja erinaceus (little skate), 5465 nucleotides long. Its product is annotated as primary cilium assembly protein FAM149B1-like. Lineage: Eukaryota; Metazoa; Chordata; Chondrichthyes; Rajiformes; Rajidae. The record is from RefSeq and is a predicted model, not a curated record. Gene Ontology annotation, biological process: protein localization to cilium; cilium assembly.